Phytomonas sp. Hart1 is the source of this 516-nucleotide messenger RNA. The record is from the annotation of a GenBank genome assembly. Lineage: Eukaryota; Euglenozoa; Kinetoplastea; Trypanosomatida; Trypanosomatidae.
AUGAUCGAGCGGGCGCGGCGCCACGGCUACGCGAGCCGCUACUGGGCCACCCCGCACGAAGCGGCCUACCUUUUCCAGAGCCCAUUCCCGGAUUCCCUCGUGGGGGCGACGGCGGACGGGGUGGGGGUCGCCAACCUCUUCACCUCGAGUCCGCUUUACUACUACAACGUCAGCGGGACGGCGGACCCGUCCAAAUUCACGGCGAAGACCUGCCAGCGCUACGACCCGUUCAACUACAUCGGCCGCUUCUACCGGCCCAUCACCGCGGUCCAGCUCAAGCGCUUCGCCAUCGCGUACGAUUGUCUGGACCAGCAGCAGUGGGUGACCCCUUUACGCGUCCAGUGGCUGCGGACCACGAUCAAAAGAGACGCCAGGCCGGUUAUCAUCUUCUACGGACAUGGGAGGGUCGUCCAGCUCGUGAAUAUUAACAUGACGGAGAAUCCUAAGCGUCUAGAGGAGUUUACAUUGAUGGAAUCGGAUCUCAUCGGUGACGAAGACAGACUGCUGAUUUUCUAG